Gopherus evgoodei (Goodes thornscrub tortoise) is the source of this 4042-nucleotide messenger RNA. RefSeq names its product family with sequence similarity 171 member A2 (gene FAM171A2). The record is from RefSeq and is a predicted model, not a curated record. NCBI's taxonomy places the organism in Eukaryota, Metazoa, Chordata, Testudines, Testudinidae.
AUGCCGCCCCGGCGCCGCGACCGCUGCCUCCCGCUGCUGCUGCUGCUGCUGGCGGGGAACAUCUGGCCCGCGCCGGGCAAGUCUCCGGGGGAGCCGCCCAGCCCGCAGGAGGUGCUGAUCAAAGUCCAGGUGUAUGAGAACAGCGACCUCUCCCCGCUGGCCCACGCUGCUGUGGAAGUGUAUGGGAACCAGACGUCACUGGCGUCAGGCUCCACAGACCAUGAGGGCGUCGGGAUGCUGCCCGUCAGCUACCGCCUGGGCACCUGGAUCCUGGUCACCGCCGCCAAGCGCGGCUUCGUCACCAACUCUGUGCCCUGGCGGGUCGAGAAGCUGCCAUUGUAUGCCUCUGUCAGCCUGUAUCUGCUCCCGGAGCGGCCCGCCACCCUCAUCCUCUAUGAGGACUUGGUGCAGAUCUUGCUGGGAUCACCAGGGGCCAAGAGUCAGCCGUGGGUGCAGUUUCAGCGCAAGGCGGCCCGGCUGCCCCGCAGCUCCACCUACAGCCAGCUCUCCGCCUCCCUGACGGCCGCCAGCGGGGCCCACGACAUGCGGGGCUUCCCCUCCUUCAUCGGGGCUGAGAGCAACGGCAGCGCCAACAGCACCUGGCUGGAGCUGGUUCCCAUCGCCGCUGUCAGCGUCCACCUCUUCACGGGGAAUGGCACCGAGGUGCAGCUAUCAGGCCCCGUGCACCUGUCCAUCCCGCUGCCUCCCGACACCAGUGCCACCACUGCCACCAGCGUGCCCGCCUGGAGGUUCGACACCAAGAGCGGCCUUUGGCUCCGAAAUGGAACAGGGCUGAUCAGGAAGGAGGGGCGCCAGCUGUACUGGACGUUCGUCUCACCCCAGCUGGGGUACUGGGCUGCUGCUCUGCCCUCCCCCACCACAGGGCUGGUGGCGCUGGCGUCGGGAAUGAAGGACAUCACCACAUACCACACCAUCUUCCUGCUCACCAUCCUGGGGGCGCUGGCGCUGCUGGUGCUGAGUCUGCUCUGUCUGCUCAUCUACUACUGCAGGCGCAGGUGCCUGAAACCCCGACAGCAGCACAGGAAGCUGCAGCUGUCUGGGCCGCUGGAUGCCUCGAAGCGAGACCAGGCCACCUCCAUGUCCCAGCUCAACCUGAUCUGCACCAGCCACCUGGAGACAGCCUCAUCGGCUGGUGACACCGACGUGCACACGCCCAUCCUCAAGUCAGCCUUCUCCAGCUCCCGCGAGCUGGGCAGCUCCCGUGAGGAGUUCUUCCGUCACAAGCUGCGGCAUGUCAGCAAGGCCUCCACGGAGACGCUGAGCCAGCGGGGUGCCCCCAAGGAGGAGUACCCGCGUCCUGGGGAGAGCUUCUCGCUCAAGGCCGCGCGCUCCGUGGACGGCCCGGGCGUGCUGGAGCCCCCCUUGCUGGAGGAAUACAAGCGCAGCUUCUCCCACCAGCGCGUGGAGGACAAGGGCAGCGAGCCGCCGCGGAAGCACUCAAGGAAUGAGAGCAAGCCCUACCUCCAGGAGCCGCCCUCCCCACCGCCCCUGCCACCCCCCUUUGACCACUACGUGGGCCACAAGGGGGAGCCCAAGCCCCCCGACUUCAUGCUGUCGCAGUCCGUGGACCACCUGGCCAGGCCCACCUCGCUUACCCAGCCGGGGCAGCUCAUCUUCUGCGGCUCCAUCGACCACAUGAAGGACAGCGUGUACCGCAACGUCAUGCCCACCUUGGUCAUCCCAGCCCACUACAUGCGCCUGGCGUCGGAUUACCCCUCCGGGGAGCAGGCCCUGGCCGGCCCGGCGGAGAGCCAGCCCGAGAUGGAGGGGCUGCCCAGCCAGGCCGGGAUGACCAUCCCGCACCAGUUCGGGCCCCAGGACCAGCAGCGACAGCUCCUCCAGCAGCAGCUCCAGCUGCAGCACCAGCAGGGCGAGGACUCGGAGGGCAAGGGCUGGGGGGCACACUCCUCCUCGGUCAGCGGCUCCGUCACCAUCCCAGUGCUGUUCAACGAGUCCACCAUGGCCCAGCUGAACGGGGAGCUGCAGGCGCUGACGGAGAAGAAGCUGCUGGAACUGGGGGUGAAGCCCCACCCGCGGGCCUGGUUCGUCUCGCUGGAUGGGCGCUCCUCCCAGGUCCGCCACUCCUACAUCGACCUGCAGGGCAGCGAGAAGAGCCGGAGCAAUGACGCCAGCCUGGACUCGGGCGUGGACGUCCACGAGGCCAACCCCACAAGCGAGCCAAGGAGGAGCGGGAGCGGCCCCCCCGCCCCCCCCACCUACUCCAAGCUGGCCUUCCCUGACGACCCGGAGCAGAGCAACAGCGAGAGCCGCACGGCCAUCUGCUCCCCCGAGGACAACUCCCUGACGCCCCUGCUGGACGAGACGGCCGAGGCCCGGGCCGCCACCAUCCCUCGCCGGGGCCGCAGCCGGGGCACCAGCUCCCGCAGCAGCGCCAGCGAGCUGCGCCGGGACUCCAUGAGCAGCCCUGAGGACGAGCUGACUGACCCGGCCGAGGGUGGCGACGAGCCGGGGGACAGGAAGAGCCCCUGGCAGAAGCGCGAGGAGCGCCCGCUCAUGGUCUUCAAUGUGAAGUAAGAAGGGGGGCCCGCGCCCCCUCCUGGAGCCGGCGCCAGCCCCUGGGGGCAGAGGAGGGGGCAGGGCUGGAUGCCAGCGCCUCAUGGGGAGGCCCCUGGUACCAGGGGGCAACGCCAGACCAGGACCCCAAAGACCCCCCUCCACCUGAGGGCUGAGCUCUGUGGGGGAGCAGGGGACCCAUGCUGGGAGGCAGUGGGACUGACCCCCAGGGCAGUCCAGAUGGAGAACCAGUGACCUGCUCCCCUGCAGCUGGGCACUGUCCGUCGCACCCCCCUGCCAUUCGAGGGACGGCCCAGAGCAGGGAGGAGACACUGUGGCAGCAGGACAGGGCAGGGGGCUGAUCUCCCCACCACCAGGACCAUCUGUCGGGGCUGCUGCAUGCCGGGCCCCCCUGGGGGAUGGUUGACUUGAGGACUCAGCAGCCACCCCCGCCAGCUCGAGCCCAGGGGGCAGGGUGAAGGGAUUGAGUUGGGUGGGGGGCACGGCCUGGGGCAGCCUGGCCCAGCCCAUUUCCAAGCACACUCCAGGGGGCCUGGGCAGACCAUCCAGGGAAGCGAUGCCCAAGCGGAGCUCCCCACCCCCGGGGAGAGCACGGAGCCAGAGCAAACUGCGGCUGCUCCCCCCGACACCAGGCUGGAAGGGUUAAGAGCACCCGGCCCCUGCUGCCGUCUGUACAGCUCCAGGGUGUGUGGAACAUCUGAGGAUGGUGCCCACCGACUGGCACCUCGCUGUCCAGCUCCAGCUGCACCUGCCUGCCCAGGGAGAGGCAGCCCCACACCUCGCCUGGGGCAGCCUGAGCUGCGGCAAAGCAGAGCCCAGCCCUGCCUGACUCCGGUGGCUGCAGCAGGUGCUGGGGCAGUGGGGCAGGUGCAUGGGGGCUGCCAGUGGAGCCUGACCUUUGUCUGCAUCUCUAACGUUCCUGCCAAACACCCUGGGGCUGCGUGGAGCCUCCUCCGGCCCCGCCUGGAGCCCCGCAGUGCCAGCCGCACUCAGCUCCCCACCUUCUUCUCCAAGUGCCUUUGUGCCCUGCGCUGCAGGGCGAGUGGCACAGCUGGGCCGUGUGCGCAGAGCCGGCUAAACCCUCCUCGGUCCUAAUCUGCUUUCCCCAGGCUGGCUGCUGCCUCCAGCGAGGGCUGGGGGGUGGCAGCAUCCCACCACGCAGACUGGGAGCUGCCUGGAGAGCCAGCCUGGGAUCCCCCCACGGCCAGGGGCUCAGCCAGCCCUACCCUAUAUAAGGGGGAGGGGAUUCAGCAGGUGUGUAGGCUCUCCCCAUACCCUGGCCUGGGCUGUGGGGCAGGGCCCCGGGGGCUUCAUUCUCAAGGCACUUCCUGCGGCACCUGCUAGUGCUGCCGUGGGGUGCAGCUGCACUGGGGCAGAGAAGCAGCUGCUGUUGGCUUCUGCACCCAGGCAGGCCCUAGCGGGGGCUCUGGAGCAGAGUGGGGAGAUCCCUGGGGAAUAAAACACCCACCUGUGGCUUUUAUUUUCA